AUGUCUCAACAAGCAGUCUGUGUGUACUGUGCUUCCUCUAUGGGUACUCAUCCGGCCUAUGAAAACGCAGCCAAGUGCGGUAAGAUGGGACUCAUGGGCACAGUUUCGCAAGCGGUACUCGAUAACGGGGGUCACGUCGUUGGCAUAUCCCCAUAUGCUAUGGUCGCUGCAGGAGGCGAAGGCUCUAAGACGCUUGAGGGUGCAAACAUAGACAAG
Acaulospora colombiana is the source of this 216-nucleotide messenger RNA. The record is from the annotation of a GenBank genome assembly. NCBI's taxonomy places the organism in Eukaryota, Fungi, Glomeromycota, Glomeromycetes, Diversisporales, Acaulosporaceae.